AUGGUUGGAAGAAUGGGAGACCCCGCUUCUGAUGGUGACCUUACUUUUCAGCUCAACCCCGCAGCGCUCGAGGGUUCGUUUCUGCUCAAUGAACAUUCAUACGACGACUACCUGGAUGACGUUUUGAACGGACAGGACGUGUCGUUCGCCAUCCAGCCAAUAGCUAGAAGUACCCCUGCUUUGCGAAAGUUUGUUUCAACUAAACUACCUGCAUUCUCUCUGGCCCGAAAUAGGACCCAAGCUCUGUCCACGUUGAAUAUCAAUGCGACACCGGAGUCAGCGCGUACUCCCCCUGUCGAUGGAAAUGUGGCUAUAUUGCGUAAUGAGCAAUCCGAACUGCCUCCUGAUGCUGCCAUGAAAUCGGGACGCGUGACAGAGAAGGAGAACGCAUCAAUCCCUCAGCAACAGCUUGCAUUCACAGCGAUACCCCAACCCCGACCUCAGCGCCUGCCUGACAAUGGCCCUACGAUUUCGGCCAAACUUCCACAUAAAUCAGUGGCUACUUCUCACUCCCGUAACCCAAGCGCGUCUGGGAUACCUGUCGCUACUGGCGCAGCCAAAUCUGUCUCAGCUGCCCGACUCGCAAACGCGUUCUCUGCGUUCGACUCGCUCUCUGCCGAGUCGCCACGGCCAAAACGAAAGCACCCAGAAUCAUCAAGACUCCCGGUGCCUUCUGCGCCCCGCAUCAUAACUCUACCACAUCGAACAGAAUCCUUGACGACAAUUACCCCCAAGGCCCCCACUGAGUCUUCUGGGAGGGUUUCUGUUGCGGAAACUUCCGAAACUCCCAUCCCACUGUCAGCACCGGCUACGAACGAUGAAGCAUCAGCUGCUGCCGCCAUCCAUUCCGAGCUACCUCCAUCAAGCCCACCACUUGUCGCGGAACCUAAUAACACCGACGAGGAUGAGUACGCUGACUUGUACCUACCGAGUGAACCGGUCGACACUGCCAAAGACGUUUUUCUCGGUCUGGGCUGGGAGUCGGAUUCUCCUUCCCUCAGGAGGGACCAGUUGGAUCCUAUGGAAAACCAGCAUACGUCCCUUGGGCCUCCACUUUCCGAUGGCAUGGGUCAGAGCAGACCUACACCCCCUGUCGGAAUUGGUCCGCAACGUACUUCAAUCCCAUUGACCCCACCUACCCCUUCCAGCCCGCAUGAGAGGACACCUCGUCGGCAGUCGAACGUGUACGAAGCAGAGCCUCGGCCCCAGACGGAAGCUCUGGAAAGCAAUGAACUCUUGGUGCCUGAACCAUCUGCCCCUCUCACCCCUAGCCCAAUGCGUCGUGUUGGAGCCGUGCCAGCACUUGGUUGGACGCUAUCACCAACUGUCCCUGGACCCCCGACUGUUUCACUUGCGGAACUGGAUACCCAAGAACUAACUAUUCUGGGUGACCGUGGACCGGUCCGUUACACAACUCCCCCUCCCCCUCUCCCUUCACUGCAAGCCCCCGUGUAUGGUGAAGUUGUUGAUCAUGCUGAAAUUGGAUCUCAAGCUGUCGUCUCCGUAUCAAACGAUGGAUACCCAUUCCAAAAUCCAAUUCAUGAUGCGAUGACCAAAACAGAAUUCUCGGCAUCCCAACUCCUGCUUCCGAAAUCACCUGAAGGUGCAAUCAAAAAGAAAGCUUCCUCGAAGUCCCUUCGUACAUCCAAGUCUGCUCCUAAAUGGGUCAUACCAAUUGGGGAUUCGUCUAAGGUGGCGUUGCCCCCUGAUUCUGAAGGUUCAAUGGCACGUCCUGCUCAGUCCCGUAUCACUCAAUUGGGGUUCCGCUCUGCUUCUCACGAACAUUCAGUUAGUGUCAAGUUGAAAGGAAAAGACAAAGAGGUUGUUGGGCCAUCCCUACCUAGUCGUACUACUUCAAAUCCCUUGAAUCCCCAUCUAUCUGACGUUUUGGUCGCCGGCCACUCUCGGAGGGGCGCAGAAUCCAACACGGACCAUCCAAUUGGCCAACAAAGUCGGCCAGAGGCUCUCAUAAAGGCACCGUCACCAGCUCUACACAACGCCAAGGGCAGUAGUAGCUAUGAUGAUUCUGCUACAAGAGUCGCUCAUGAAGGUGACGCUCAUGAUCUUGACACAUUUCAAUCAGAGUGGUGUUCCCAUCCUCAUGACGAUGCUCACAUUCCAGACAAGGUGAGUGAAGCGGAGAGUUCUGGGAGUGGUAAUCACGGUAAGGAGAUCGCGGUAUCAUGGUAUCUUCCUUCACUCAUAAUUGCCCCAGACGCUCUGGAAGUUCGAGAAGGAUUCAAGGGGCCGAAAGAUGGUGUACAGGUGAUGGGGUCUAGAAUGCAAGAGCAGAGCAGGAAUGGGGCGCCUGGAUUGGCGUUCCGUAGGGGCGUAGCCAAGCCAAGCAGUUCUAGAUUGAGUCACCAAGAGCUCAUAAAAAAUCCAAAGGACCACAACGGAGAUUCAAGAAAUAUUCCAAGGUCCGGGACAAAGGGAAUGGAGACUGAUGCCAAAGCAGCUCAGGUUCCGGAACGAGCGCCUACUUCCUUCAAGCAAAAGCAGACCGUUCGCAGUACCUCUUUGACUCGUCCGACUCUAACUUCAUCCAGCAGACCGGUCUCAUACUCUGAUUUACGCACUGAACUCAACGCUCGACAGAUACGCCGUAAGGAGUCCGUUCGUGCCGAGCCCCCCAGACGACCCGAGCGUGUGGUCACUCAUGCCACUGAGAACGUACGUGAUCGGCAACGAAGAAAGAAACGUGUACCCGUACCAGUUCCUGCGGAGGUGAGGGCGGAGUUACUCCAAUCCGUUGUGAAAUUUUCUCAGGUGGAUGGAAAUGGAUCGAGGGGACGUACCACAAUAGACAUAUCCCCGAGUGACAACGAAAGCUGUGAUCUGCAUUUGGGCCCCGUGGAAGAUUCAGAGCCCGAAACGCCCCGUAUGACACAGACCAUUGAUCGCGAAACACCCCAUGAGAUGGAUGCAGUGGACAAGUCAGGCGAUGAGUCUGCUGCAGAAGAUGUGGGGACGUCAGCACAUCGGGUGGGUGCUACGAUACGAUUAAAAGAGGCCCCCCUCCGUUCUCUUUUAGAGCAGGAAUCCCAAUUAUCUUCGGACAGCGGUGAGGAGCUGCAGAACUUGGAAGUUGCAGACAUGGAAUGCAGACAUGCGGACUCAGAGGACGCGCCGCACUCCUCGUCGACUCCAUCUGGAAAUUCUGGCAACAAAAGGCCAUCGUUGGAGUCUCCUAUCCGCAACAGGAUUUCACUCACUAAAAAGACUAGAGUUGACAGGCUGCCCUGGCACGAUCAAGUAGAACGCUGUCACAGUGGUACUUCCACCGCUUCUGCCAUCAUCAUUCAAGAUGAUACCGAUGUUGAUGGAAAUGAAGCUCCAGUCCAGUCGGUCUCGCCAAUAUCCCCGUUGCACGUCCUUAAGCGCGGUCAGAAGAGGACUUCUGCGGGCUCAGAAGAUGACUUGGGCCUUCACAAACGACCCCGACUCCUGCCAGAUAAUCCCCGCCGUAUCGUGUCCCAUGACGCCGUUUUUGCUGGCCCUUCCUCCAAAGGACCCCCUAGGGGGCCAGCGCAUCGUCCGCUCGCCAUGCCCUUCUCCGCUCCGAUUCCUGGCGAAGCAUCUCGCCAACGAGCACUGGAACGACUCAAAAGGAACGAGGAGCGCGAUAAAAGACAAGGGGAUGAGCGUCAUCCACACCCGCGGGAAAGGGUUGUCAACUCCUCUCAACAGAAGGCAAUUUCAGACCCCAUUUUCGGAGCGAAGAAAACCAUCGUCCAGCCCUUCAAUUUCACUCUCGACGCUCGUGCAGCGCAGCACCGCGCUCAGUUCCAGGAACGCCUUGCUCAAUGGGAACAGCGAUCUCGAGAGGCCAUGGAAGCAGCGGAGGCAGCAAAACGCUUCGUCUUACCUAACUAUGCCACGCGGCAGGCGGAGCACUUUGCCAGAAUCCAAGCAGCAAGGAAAGCCGCGAAGUCUAAAGUAACCCGCCCGAAAACUCCCGGGCUGCGUACCAAGAUGAGAGUUAUAGAGCGCCAUGCCUUUGAUGAGGUCAUCAGAGCUAAAGAAAAGGCCACUAUUGCUCUCAGAGAAGCGAAGCGUUUAGAACAAGAAGAACAGGAGCGAAGGGAGGUCAAGCUGCUUCGCAAACAAUUGGAUCAAAAUGUCAAAGCCCAUCCUAUUCCGUACUGGAAUCGCAUCGACGAUGAAAUUGAAAUUUUGGAAAACGGAAAGUAA
This is a messenger RNA of Cantharellus anzutake, 4194 nucleotides long. RefSeq lists its product as uncharacterized. Lineage: Eukaryota; Fungi; Basidiomycota; Agaricomycetes; Cantharellales; Hydnaceae. The transcript has 6 exons. Bases 1 to 4194 code for a protein of 1397 amino acids. The record is from RefSeq and is a predicted model, not a curated record.